AUGCCUCGCUCUCUCGAAAUGCUCCUAGACGAUUAUAACCUCGCUCUAGGCGUCGAGUCCCCAAAUCCUAAGCUCAUCCGCCCGAGACUAGACGCCAUCUUAAUCCAUAUCUUAUCCGUGGUGAAAGAAGCGCGACAAAGGUCCGAGAAUAGAAAUAUGAGAGGUGGAUCUCAAUCCAGUAGAUUCGGAAUGUCUGCCAUUCUGGACGCAGUUUCCUGGGGACCCCGACACAGACUUUGCAUGGCGCACGACUUUGAGGGGUGUAGUUACAUCGUGGGCUGCACGGUGGACUACGCUUUAUGGUACGGGAGCCGACAAGACCUCGAGACCAACUUCAUCGUUGUCCGAAGCGACGUGCUAAUGGAGGAUGAGUGCUGGAUGCCUCUUGCAGCUAUGUCAAUAAUUCACUACGCUCGAAAGAAAGCCGGGAGGAACGCGGAAAUAUACGGUAUUUGUACAGAUAGUUACAAAUGGACGUUCUUGCACCUAAACAGCAAGAGUCAGGAAGCUGACGAAGGAUAUGCAAAGUACUCGUCGCUCCACUUGGACUGGACACAAGGUCAACAAGAAGAGAUCGUAAGCCAGAUUGCCAAGAUCAUAAAGCAGGCAAUUAAGAUUGCUAUAUCAGAAGCUCAAAUGAACCGACGGAAAAUGACCGUGAGCCAGAUGACUGGCUGUAUGGUUUUGGAGUAA
This is a messenger RNA of Aspergillus pseudoviridinutans, 693 nucleotides long. RefSeq lists its product as uncharacterized. The transcript is spliced from 4 exons. The coding region runs from base 1 to 693 and encodes 230 amino acids. NCBI's taxonomy places the organism in Eukaryota, Fungi, Ascomycota, Eurotiomycetes, Eurotiales, Aspergillaceae. The record is from RefSeq and is a predicted model, not a curated record.